This is a messenger RNA of Fundulus heteroclitus (mummichog), 5512 nucleotides long. RefSeq names its product TBC1 domain family, member 9 (with GRAM domain) (gene tbc1d9). The coding region runs from base 530 to 4363 and encodes 1277 amino acids. The record is from RefSeq and is a predicted model, not a curated record. Lineage: Eukaryota; Metazoa; Chordata; Actinopteri; Cyprinodontiformes; Fundulidae. Gene Ontology annotation, molecular function: calcium ion binding. The transcript has 21 exons.
AGCAGGAGCGGCGGCGCGUCUUCAGCUGUGGAGCAGGAGGAGGAGGAGGAGCGGGUGCACCGCGGCGUCAGGACCGGGCUCUCGGCGUUCAUUUCGUGGGUGUCCCUCGGCGCACGGACCGGUACCGCGGCGCUAGAACAUCCCGCUCUGCCGCCGCGGAUACGUCGCCCGGCCGGUGAUUUAAACGACGCCGCGAAGGAGCGCUGCGGCGCGGACGGAUUCGCACCUGCCGCGGAGCAUGGACAACAAAGGCUGAAUCCAGCGCAGCUCCGGGCUGCAGCGAACCGAACCGAACCGAACCGAGCUGCCUGCGGCCCCUUAAAGACAUAGGCUUUUCUUUAAAGCUCUGGUGGACAGGCGCUGUUCACAGGCCGAACAGCGCUUUGUUGUUAUUGUUAUUAUUAUUAUUAUUCUGCCUCAAUAACCGGGCCUAUAUCAUUAUUAUUUUUUCGUUUUUUUUAAUUGACAUUAUUUCUAGUUGGGCAGACCGCGUUCAAUGGUUGUGUAGCAAUCUAAAAUAAACAGAAAUAUGUGGGUCAUUCCCGAAGACGUGUUACUGGCAGGCGCGCUGUGGAUCACCGAGAGAGCCAACCCGUACUUCAUCCUGCAGAGACGGAAGGGCCACGGGGAUGGAGGCGGAGGACUGGCCGGUUUGCUUGUCGGGACUUUGGACGUGGUUCUGGACUCCAGUGCUCGGAUGGCCCCUUACAGGAUCCUCUACCAGACCCCCGACUCUUUAGCGUACUGGAUCAUCGCUCAUGGAACGUCUCGUAAAGAAAUCACGGAGCACUGGGAGUGGCUCGAACACAACCUGCUGCAGACGCUCUCCAUCUUCGAGAACGAGAACGACAUUACCACCUUUGUCAAGGGGAAAGUGCAGGGGAUCAUCGCAGAGUUCAACAAGAAUCAUGACGUCAAAGAAGACGACGACACGGACAAGUUUAAGGAGGCGAGCUCUAAGUUCCGGAAACUGUUCGGGAUGCCAGAGGAGGAGAAGCUGGUCAAUUAUUAUUCCUGCAGCUACUGGAAGGGGAAGGUUCCCCGACAGGGAUGGCUUUACCUCAGCAUCAACCACCUCUGCUUCUAUUCGUAUCUACUGGGAAAAGAAGUCAAACUGGUAGUUCGCUGGGCCGACAUCACCCAGCUGGAGAAGAGCGCCACCCUCCUCCUGCCUGACGGCAUCAAGGUGAGCACCCGCGCCAACCAGCACGUCUUCUCCGUCUUCCUCAACAUCAACGAGACGUUCAAACUGGCCGAGCAGCUGGCCAACAUCGCCAUGCGGCGGCUGCUGGACAACAAAGGCUUCGAGCUGGACCGCUCGCUGCCCAAGCUGAAGAAGAAGUCGCCCAAGAAGGUGUCGGCGCUGAAGAGGGAUCUGGAUGCGAGGGCGAAGAGCGAGCGUUACCGGGCUCUCUUCCGUCUGCCCAAAGAUGAAAAGCUGGACGGGCACACCGACUGCACGCUGUGGACGCCGUUUAACAAGAUGCACAUCCUGGGCCAGAUGUUUGUGUCCACCAACUACAUCUGCUUCACCAGCAAGGAGGAGACGCUGUGCAGCCUCAUCAUCCCCCUGCGGGAGGUGACCAUCGUGGAGAAGGCGGACAGCUCCAACGUGCUUCCCAGCCCGCUCUCCAUCAGCACCAAGAAUCGCAUGACCUUUCUGUUUGCCAACCUGAAGGACCGGGACUUCCUGGUGCAGAGGAUCUCCGACUUUCUGCAGCAAACCACCUCCAAGAUAUACCUGGAAAGGGAGCUGAACAGCAGCCUGAACAGCUCAGAUGAUGAGGUUUACUCCCAUCCUGGCUCCCUGCUCUCCUGCAGCCCACAGCAAAGUCUGGCUUCAGAGGUGGAGCGCACCUUCAACCUGAACGACAACAGCGUUCCCACCGCCUCAGAAGCCCUCAUGACCAUGUACCGGCGCCGCUCGCCCGAGGAGUUUAAUCCCAAGCUGGCUAAGGAGUUCCUGAAGGAGCAGGCGUGGAAGAACCACUUCACGGAGUACGGGGAGGGCGUGUGCAUGUACCGCACGGAGAAGACGAAGGAGCUCGUUCUGAAAGGCAUCCCGGAGAGCAUGAGGGGCGAGCUGUGGCUGCUGUUUUCAGGGGCGAUCAACGAGAUGACCACCCACCCCAGGUACUAUGAAGACCUGGUGGAGAAAUCGAUGGGAAAGUACAACCUGGCCACCGAGGAGAUCGAGCGGGAUCUGCACCGCUCCCUGCCGGAGCAUCCGGCCUUUCAGAACGAGAUGGGCAUCGCCGCGCUGCGCCGGGUCCUGACCGCCUACGCCUUCAGGAAUCCCAACAUCGGAUACUGUCAGGCCAUGAAUAUCGUGACGUCUGUGCUGCUGCUGUAUGCUAAAGAAGAAGAAGCCUUCUGGCUUCUGGUGGCGCUCUGCGAGAGGAUGCUGCCCGACUACUACAACACAAGGGUUGUUGGAGCCCUUGUUGAUCAGGGUGUGUUCGAGGAGCUCGCCCGCGAGUACGUGCCCCAGCUUUACGACUGCAUGCAGGACCUGGGGGUCAUAUCCACCAUUUCGCUCUCCUGGUUUCUCACCCUGUUCCUCUCCGUCAUGCCGUUCGAGAGCGCCGUGGUGGUGGUGGACUGCUUCUUCUACGACGGGAUCAAGGUCAUCUUUCAGUUGGCGCUCUCCGUCCUGCACGCCAACAUCCACCAGCUGCUGGACUGCAAAGACGACGGAGAAGCCAUGACUGUCCUGGGCAGGUACCUGGACAGUGUGACCAACAAGGACAGCACUCUCCCCCCCAUCCCUCACCUUCACUCCCUGCUCACCGAUAACGGAGAGCCACAUCCUGAGGUGGACAUUUUCAAACUGGUCCGCAGCUCCUACGAGAAGUUUGGCUCGAUCCGUGCAGACGUGAUUGAACAGAUGCGUUUCAAACAGAGACUGAGGGUCAUUCAGACAAUUGAAGACACGACCAAACGCAAUGUGGUUCGAACUAUUGUAACGGAGACGGCUUUCACUAUCGACGAGCUGGAGGAGCUUUAUGUGCUUUUCAAGGCCGAGCACCUGACCAGCUGCUACUGGGGCGGCAGCAGCAAUCCCACAGAGCGCCACGACCCCAGCCUGCCCUACCUGGAGCAGUACCGCAUCGACGUGGAGCAGUUUAAGGGCCUGUUCGCCCUGCUGUUCCCCUGGGCCAACGGGGCCCACUCGGACCCGCUCGCGCUGCGCUUCUUCCGUCUGCUCGACGAAAACGGAGACUCUCUCAUCAACUUCCGGGACUUCAUCAGCGGCCUGGGUGUUCUGUGUCACGGCGAUCUGACAGAGAAGCUGAAGCUCCUCUACAAGAUGCACGUGUUACCUGAGAUCACUCACGAGCAAGAGGAGCCCGACUCGGCCUUUGAAGCCACUCAGUACUUCUUUGAAGACAUCACUCCAGAAACGUCCAUCGGUCGUGAUUCAAAAGGCAGAGGCGAUAAGGACGACGGCUUCGUCAGAGUUACGUUCAAGACCGAGAAAGUGAAGAAACUGAGCACUCCGGAUUACCGUCAUUACCUGAAACUGUGGAACGAGGAGACGAAGCCUAAACGAGAAAGCACAAAGGACCUCCCAAAGCUGAACCAGAGCCAGUUCAUCGAGCUCUGUAAGACCCUUUACAGCAUGUUCAGCGAGGAUGUGGCAGAGCAGGACCUCUAUCACGCCACCGCCACCGUCACCAGCCUGCUGCUGGAAAUGGGGGAAGUGGGGAAGCUUUUUACCUCCUGCAGCAGGAAGGAUACCAGCGAGGAGGAGAAGCCUGAGCCCAAGUUGUGCCGCAGAGACUUAUCGGAUCUGAAAUGCGCUCGGGACGCCGCGGAUCUCGGGGACGUGUUCAUCCCCGCGGCUGAGGAGGACAAGUCGAGCCCCUGCGAGGAGGAUAAACGACAGGAAGCGGCUGAGGAGCUGGCGCCCAUGCAGGACAUCAAGCUGGAAGACUCGUCCCCCAAAGAGACGGGGACGUCGUCCGCCAUGCUCAUCUCCGACGACGAAACCAAAGACGACACGUCGAUGUCGUCCUACUCCGUGCUCAGCGCCGGCUCCCACGAGUUGGACGAGAAGCUGCAGUGCGAAGACAUCGCCGACGACACGGUUCUGGUGCGCAGCGACGACGGCAGGCGACCGGAGAGCGAGCGGCGGAGCCAUCCCGGCGACAAGCGGCUGCCCCACAGCACCAGCAUCGACAAGGACUGGGCCAUCACCUUCGAGCAGUUCCUGGCCUCCGUCCUCACCGAGCAGGCCCUGGUGCGCUACUUUGAGAAGCCGGCGGACCUGGCGUCACGCGUCACCAAUGCCAAGAACGUGCGAAAAGUCGGGCGCCCGCUGCUCUCCACAAGUGACUAUGAGAUCUCUCUCUCUGGCUGAAUGACUGAAGUGGUUCUGGAGGAUUUCAGUGACUUUUUUUUUUUUGUUUUUUUAGGAUUAUAGUGGAAAUUGUGUUUAUUUGAAAGAAUGUGACCAAAACUGCGUCUAAUGAUGCAUUUUACCAGGAAUUUAAAACCAAUUAUAUAAACCAACAGAUCCUGUCUUGUCAAGAGAAGACUUCACUCAUGGUUUGCUCAGAUGAAAUCGGUGUGUACAAAUAGCAGCUGUACCUUUUAUAAGACAAUAUGCAUAAGUGGUAAUAAUCUAAUAUAUCUACUACUAGGCUGUGUAGAUCUAAAUGUCCACACGUGUAGUGUUGUUCAAAAAAAGUUCAAAACCACCUCUGUACUUUGCUUUGAAGCGGUUAGAGCUUGUAAACUUUAAACUGCUCUCGCUUGACGGCUUUUCCAGGUUUCUGGAAGUUGAAACGGCAAAAAGAUUUCAGCUCCUUGGAAGCUAAAUAAUCAAGAAAUGAAGGGGUGACUCAAAACUUUUGCACAGCUCUGUACAGUACAGUUCAAACGUCGAUUAUUAAUAUUCUCCAGUGCGUAUCGUCACUUCUCACAUCUGGUCAACCUGUUGCUUCCUUUAGUUGCAAUUCUGAUUGCUGCUAUUUCUUUAUAGAGAUGUAGAAAACAGAGAUCUGAUGGGAAACCAUUUUUUUUUUAAUGUCUUGUCGUGAAAACACUCCGGUUCACUUUAAUGCAGUCCGUCACUUUAGCAGAGAAUUUAUUUUCUUUGUUUUGUAUUGACAAAACAGAAACCAACCUGUACAAUAACUACCUAGAAAAAGAAUACAAUCAACUUCUAGAACAUUUCUGUUUAAGCUGGACAAGAGUUUCUGUCAGUAUUAUUACACUAAAAUACGUCUAAGAGCCCUCGUCGCCUUCAUUUACAAUAUGUUGUGGGCCAUCUCUGCUUGCCUUUUUUUUUUUAUUAUUAUAUUUUUGUCCACCCAUGCAUGAUUUCUUUUUUUUUUUUCUCUGUGCAUUUUUACAUGGAUUUUUAUUGUAUUUUUUCAACUUCUGUAUGUGUGCGUGCGUGUAUAUACAUAUAUAUAAACAUUUGUUUGACCAGAUGUUGCUGCUCUGGAUUCUGGUGCAUUGUGUAUAUCACUCAUCUAAUUAAAAUCAGUGUCAUUAAUUCCCA